Messenger RNA from Octopus sinensis (East Asian common octopus), 1948 nucleotides. RefSeq names its product 7-dehydrocholesterol reductase. The record is from RefSeq and is a predicted model, not a curated record. Gene Ontology annotation, biological process: brassinosteroid biosynthetic process; sterol biosynthetic process. Gene Ontology annotation, cellular component: endoplasmic reticulum membrane. Gene Ontology annotation, molecular function: oxidoreductase activity, acting on the CH-CH group of donors, NAD or NADP as acceptor. Lineage: Eukaryota; Metazoa; Mollusca; Cephalopoda; Octopoda; Octopodidae. Bases 28 to 1419 code for a protein of 463 amino acids. The transcript has 2 exons.
CGGAGAUGCGACCACUCAGUGAGGGCCAUGAACAGAAAAGAUAUGAUCAAAUCGAAGAACAGAGAGAUGAGAAAUGAGUCAGGAGAUGUUUCCCAUGACAUUCCUGCAAAGAGCAGAAUUAAACAAUUCAUUGAGCGCACUGUUCUGCCAUUGCUGCUGAUGCUCUUCACUCCGAACUUAGUGAUGAUCCUUUGGUACACAGCUGCCAAAUUCGAUGGAAGCAUUACUCAUUGUUUACAUCAUUUACUCAAAGACUCAUUGCUCACUGGACUCUUAAACAUUUGGACUGAAGUUUCAAUUGGAAGUUCUUUUGCACUAAUUAUCAUUUUUGCUUACAGUUUGUGGGCUAUUAUUACAAUGAAGAUUUUGCCAGGGAAUUUAGUGAAGGGAUCAAUCACACCAAAAGGCAAUGUACCCAUAUAUAUUGACAAUGGAUUUUUAUAUUUUUCACUCACAAUUGUUGUUCUUGUGUGUUCUGAAAUAAUACUCAACAAAUAUGAUAUUUCUGUGUCCAUAAUUUAUGACCGUUUCGGUGAUAUCUUAGGUACAUUGAAUCUAGUCAGUUUUGUUUUUUGUCUUCUAUUAUAUGUGAAAGGAUUAACGUUUCCUUCCUCAUCUGAUUCUGGUACUUCAGGAAAUGUAGUUUUUGAUUAUUAUUGGGGUACUGAAUUGUAUCCUAAAAUUUAUGGUAUUGACAUUAAGCAAUUCACUAACUGUCGAUUUGGAAUGAUGUCCUGGGCACUUAUAGUUGUAAUUUUUUCAAUUAAGAAUUAUCAGCUUAAUGGAUGGGUUGAUAGUAAUAUAGUAUCUACUGCACUUCAACUUUUAUACAUUACCAAAUUUUUUUGGUGGGAAGCAGGUUAUCUGAACACAAUUGAUAUCAUGUUAGACAGAGCAGGAUACUACAUCUGCUGGGGCUGUCUUGUUUUCGUUCCAGGGUUCUAUACAUCAGUGAGCAUGUAUUUAGUCAACCAUCCAGUACAUCUGGGAACUUUAGCAUCUAUUCUCAUUUUCAUUACAGGCACAGCAGCACUUCUUAUCAACUACUUUGCUGACAAGCAAAAACAAAAAGUACGUGCUACUAAUGGCAACUGCUUAGUAUGGGGUAAGAAGCCUGUUAUAAUUCGGGCAACAUAUACGUUAGAGACAGGAGAGGAAAAAAAAGGGAUUUUACUUGUUUCAGGUUGGUGGAGUUGGUCUCGACAUUUCCACUAUAUUCCAGAAAUUAUUUUGGCAUUCUGCUGGACAAUUCCUGCAUGUUUCUCAAGUAUUACGCCCUUUUUUUAUGUCAUACAUUUACUAAUUUUGCUGACACACAGAAGUUUUCGUGAUGAUGAUAAAUGUGGAAGGAAAUAUGGAGAAUUUUGGAAAGAAUACUGUCGUAAAGUACCUUAUCGCAUUAUUCCUUAUCUCUUUUAAAGCAGCCAAAUUAUUGGGUUUUCCUGAAAUCAGGCAAUGUUUUCUCUUAUUCAAACUAUGUGCUGAAUUAUUUAAUUUUUAUGCUGUUGGCAAAAUGAUUCAUAAUGAAAUAUAAUUCAUAUUGACUGAAAAGAAAAAUUUAAAUAAUAUUUUCAUUGUGAAUUUAUUAUGUGCAUUACUUAAUUUGGAAAUAAUAUUUCUUUUUAAUAAGCCGAAGUGCUUUGGUAAAAUAAUAUUAUAUUACUUUUUUUAAAAAUUAAAAUCUUAUUUGCAAUUGAAAUAUUGGUGUGUGUCCUCAUAGCCAGCUAUUUUGAUUAUGUCAACACAUUAAUCCGUCUCAAUAUAAUCAAACAUUGUCCUUCAUUUCUCACAAUCUCAGUAAUAUAACAAAUGAGUUUAUAAAAGAAGUAUUUUGCUAUCAAAUAUUCCAGUGAUUAUUAAUAUUAUUUGAGGAUAAGCAACUGUUUAUUUAAACUGUAACAAAUAAAAAAAGGGUAACUUGCAUUCAUUGCUAACUGGUAGCCUUCUA